AUGACACCUCGAGACCUUGCGCUCGGUCAUCUGGAUCCUUUCACGGCAAGGAAAGACUUGUUCUGCGUGAAGAUUGGUAUUGAAGAACCACCCCAUGGCCCAAGUUCAUUCUCUCAGUUAUGGCAUAGCGCAUCUGGGCACAAAGAAAACAUUAGCAGCAGUAGCCAGAUUAACGUAUGGAACGAUAUGCGCAAGAACAUCCGCGACUACGUUACAGGUAAAAUCUGCUAG
This is a messenger RNA of Cylicostephanus goldi, 231 nucleotides long. The record is from the annotation of a GenBank genome assembly. NCBI's taxonomy places the organism in Eukaryota, Metazoa, Nematoda, Chromadorea, Rhabditida, Strongylidae.